Piliocolobus tephrosceles (Ugandan red Colobus) is the source of this 3250-nucleotide messenger RNA. It is a transcript of the gene PXYLP1, whose product is annotated as 2-phosphoxylose phosphatase 1. The transcript is spliced from 6 exons. Gene Ontology annotation, biological process: dephosphorylation; chondroitin sulfate proteoglycan biosynthetic process; glycosaminoglycan biosynthetic process. Gene Ontology annotation, cellular component: Golgi apparatus. The record is from RefSeq and is a predicted model, not a curated record. Bases 375 to 1817 code for a protein of 480 amino acids. Gene Ontology annotation, molecular function: phosphatase activity. NCBI's taxonomy places the organism in Eukaryota, Metazoa, Chordata, Mammalia, Primates, Cercopithecidae.
GAGGGCUCUGCAGACUGACCAGUUUCUCGGGGCUGUGCUGGGCCUCCCAGAGGCAACGUCUUCCAGCAACCCCGCGCGGUCGCCCCCACCCAGCCUCACCGCAACGACGCCUCCGGGGCGGAGCUCCGGGGCGCCUGGUGCUGGGCGGGCCGAGCUGAGCCGGGGCACGGCGGGGUCGGCAGGGGGCGCUGCCGGGUCCCGCGAGCUGCCCGGUGGCCGGUGCGUGCCGCCCUCGCCUCCCCUAGCGCCGGGAGGAGCUGGCGGCGAGCGCCGAGCCGGGCGCGCAGCGGCGGAGCUGGGGCCGGCCUGGGACCAUGGGCGGACGUGUUCCCGAUUUGAGGUGAAACCAUGAAGAGAAAAUAGAAUACUUAAUAAUGCUUUUCCGCAACCGCUUCUUGCUGCUGCUGGCCCUGGCUGCGCUGCUGGCCUUUGUGAGCCUCAGCCUGCAGUUCUUCCACCUGAUCCCGGUGUCAACAGCUAAGAAUGGAGUGAGUAGCAAGAGUCGAAAGAGAAUCAUGCCCGACCCUGUGACGGAGCCCCCUGUGACAGACCCUGUUUACGAAGCUCUUUUGUACUGCAACAUCCCCAGCGUGGCUGAGCGCAGCAUGGAAGGUCAUGCCCCGCAUCAUUUUAAGCUGGUCUCAGUGCAUGUGUUCAUUCGCCACGGAGACAGGUACCCACUGUAUGUCAUUCCCAAAACAAAGCGACCAGAAAUUGACUGCACUCUGGUGGCUAACAGGAAACCAUAUCACCCAAAACUGGAAGCUUUCGUUAGUCACAUGUCAAAAGGAUCCGGAGCCUCUUUCGAAAGCCCCUUGAACUCCUUGCCUCUUUACCCAAAUCACCCGCUGUGUGAGAUGGGAGAGCUCACCCAGACAGGAGUCGUGCAGCAUUUGCAGAACGGCCAGCUGCUGAGGGACAUCUAUCUAAAGAAACACAAACUCCUGCCCAAUGAUUGGUCUGCAGACCAGCUGUAUUUAGAGACCACUGGGAAAAGUCGGACCCUACAAAGUGGGCUGGCCCUGCUUUAUGGCUUUCUCCCAGAUUUUGACUGGAAGAAGAUUUAUUUCAGGCACCAGCCAAGUGCGCUGUUCUGCUCUGGAAGCUGCUAUUGCCCGGUAAGAAACCAGUAUCUGGAAAAGGAGCAGCGUCGUCAGUACCUCCUACGUUUGAAAAACAGCCAGCUGGAGAAGACUUACGGGGAGAUGGCCAAGAUCGUGGACGUCCCCACCAAGCAGCUUCGAGCUGCCAACCCCAUAGACUCCAUGCUCUGCCACCUCUGCCACAAUGUCAGCUUUCCCUGUACCAGAAAUGGCUGCGUCAACAUGGAGCACUUCAAGGUAAUUAAGACCCACCAGAUCGAGGAUGAAAGGGAGAGACGGGAGAAGAAAUUGUACCUUGGGUAUUCUCUCCUGGGUGCCCACCCCAUCCUGAACCAAACCAUCGGCCGGAUGCAGCGUGCCACCGAGGGCAGGAGAGAAGAGCUCUUUGCCCUCUACUCUGCUCACGAUGUCACUCUGUCACCAGUUCUCAGUGCCUUGGGCCUUUCAGAAGCCAGAUUCCCAAGGUUUGCAGCCAGGUUGAUCUUUGAGCUUUGGCAGGACAGAGAAAAGCCCAAUGAACAUUCCGUCCGGAUUCUUUACAAUGGCGUCGAUGUCACAUUCCACACCUCUUUCUGCCAAGACCACCACAAGCGUUCUCCCAAGCCCAUGUGCCCGUUUGAAAACUUGGUCCGCUUUGUCAAAAGGGACAUGUUUGUAGCCCUGGGUGGCAGUAGUACAAAUUAUUAUGAUGCAUGUCACAGGGAAGGAUUCUAAAAGGUGUGCAGUACAGCAGUAUAGAAUCUGUGCCAAUACAGGGCACUGGGAAAAGUCCACUUCUAGUUCUGUCUGUUGCUAAGGGUAGAAGAUAAUUGCUUUUUAAAGGCUAAAUAUUGUUUGUGGGAACCACAGGUGGUUGGGGUUGAACAGUAAGCACGUUGCUGUAAUGUGGUAUGUGAAUUUCUUGGUAGAAAAUGGCCAGUUCAUAGAGGAAUAGAAGGUAAUUGUCACAGCCAGAGUUUGCUUAGAAUGCCAGAAUAAUGUAGUUCAAGACCCGAAGUCACCAAUCCAAGUUUGCACUCUUCUGGCCUGCCCCAUGGUACUAUGUGAUGGAACCAGCACACCUCAGCCAAAAAUUUUUUAAUCUUAGACAUUUUUACCUUGCCCUUUUUAAGAAUUUCUUAAAGUGAUUUAUCUAAAAUAGGGGUUGCAAACUUUUUCUGUAAAGGGCCAGAUUGUAAAUAUUUCAGACUACGUGGACCAAAAGGCCACAUACAGUCUCUGUCAUAACUACUCAACUCUGUUCCUGAAGCAGGAAAGCAACCACAGACAGUAUGUAAAGGAAUAUGUGUAGCUGGGUUCCCAGGCCAGACAAAACAGACGGUGGCCAGAUUUGGCUCCUGGGCUGUAGUUUGCUAACCCCUAAUCUAAAAAAUAGGCUAUUCUACAAUUGCACGUCCAGCACUUUGAGAACGAAUUGAAUACCAAGAAUUAUUUAAUGGUUCCUCCAAUAACUUCUGCUAGAAACACAGAAUUUGGUCUGUGUCUGACACUAGAACAAAACUUGAGGGUAAGUAAACAUUGAAUUAGAAUGAAUCAUAGAAAACUGAUUAGAAGAAUACUUGAUGUUCAUGAUGAUUGUGGUACAAGAUAGUUUUAAGUAUGUUCUAAAUAUUUGCUGUAGUCUAUUUGCUGUAUAUGCUGAAAUUUUCGUAUGCCAUUUAGUAUUUUUAUAGUUUAGGAAAAUAUUUUCUAAGACCAGUUUUAGAUGACUCUUAUUCCUGAUGUAAUAUUCAGUGUACUGUACCUGCUUGGUGGUUAGAAGAAGGCUAGAAGAUGAAUUCAGGCACUUUCUUCCAAUAAAGCUAAUUAUGGCUCAUUCCCUUUGAGAAGCCGUAGAAUUGGGUUCGUUUUUAAACCAUUUUCAUCAGUUUCAAAUGGUAAAUUCUGAUUGAUUUUUAAAUACGUUUUUGGAAGAACUUUGCUAUUAGAUAGUUUACAGAUCUUUAUAAGGUGUUUUAUAUAUUAGAAGCAAUUAUGAUUACAUCUGUGAUUUCUGAACUAAUGGUGCUAAUUCAGAGAUAUGGGAAGUGCAAGUGAGAUUCUCUGGCGUCAUUGGCAUUCCAACUUUUUCUCUUUGUUUUUGUCUAAUGUUGCAUUUGAAUAUGUCUGUUUCUAUAAAUAAAUUUUUGAAAAAUACCUAUACUAUA